Molecule: messenger RNA, 3827 nt
Organism: Sceloporus undulatus (fence lizard)
Lineage: Eukaryota; Metazoa; Chordata; Lepidosauria; Squamata; Phrynosomatidae
Gene: ARL3
Product: ADP ribosylation factor like GTPase 3
Exons: 6
Coding region: 121-669 (182 amino acids)
Biological process (GO): cilium assembly
Cellular component (GO): cytoplasm; microtubule cytoskeleton
Molecular function (GO): GTPase activity; GTP binding
Source: RefSeq, a predicted model, not a curated record
GCAUGCGCUGAAACGGGUUGAGGAGGCACACGUUCCUCUUCUACGUAAGGGGAGGCGGGGACGACGCACUGCGCAUGCGCGUGACGCAGUUGCCCAUGGUAACCGGGAGCCGCGUAGAGGAUGGGUUUGCUAUCAAUUCUGCGUAAAUUGAAGAGUUCACCAGACCAGGAGGUCAGGAUCCUCCUUCUGGGACUGGAUAAUGCGGGCAAGACCACACUUUUAAAACAGCUAGCAUCUGAAGAUAUCACCCACAUCACUCCAACACAGGGAUUUAACAUUAAAAGUGUGCAAGCACAAGGUUUCAAGCUGAAUGUGUGGGAUAUUGGUGGACAGAGAAAAAUCAGGCCGUACUGGAGGAAUUAUUUCGAGAAUACUGAUAUCCUGAUUUAUGUCAUUGAUAGUGCUGAUAGAAAGAGGUUUGAAGAAACAGGCCAGGAACUGGCAGAGCUCGUAGAUGAGGAGAAACUGAGUGGUGUUCCUGUACUCAUCUUUGCAAACAAGCAAGAUUUGCUGACGGCAGCCCCUGCUGCAGAAAUUGCAGAGGGUCUGAACUUACAUACAAUCCGUGACAGAGUCUGGCAGAUUCAGUCUUGUUCGGCCCUCACGGGAGAAGGUGUAUCGGAUGGCAUGAACUGGGUCUGCAGAAAUGUAAAUGCAAAGAAGAAGUAAGCUGCGCUGAAUUGCAAUGGAACUGGAGGGGCUGCCAAAGCCAAACACAUUCACUGACUGCUGGUGUCUGACCAAAUAUUUUUCCAUCUGUGUGAGGCUACAGCUGUUAGGAAUGAGAACAGCAGCUAAGCCUUCCACUCAUAUUGGAACUUUACCUGCUCUCUAACAUCAUUUUCCUUCCCUCUAAAUGAAUUUCUUCCUCACCCAUCCCUUUUUUCACAUAAAUUAUAUUAAAAGAUUCCACAUUCAUUUGACUGAACAAUGAGAUUUGAAAACAGAAGCAGAUUGUGGUCUGGCAUAAAGACUUUAAUGGGCUCCACAAAUCUAGAGUAAUCAUAGCAAUGCAUAUAGGAGCCUACAUCCGUUCUGAAAUCUCAGGAUGCUCACCUGGUUUCAUUCAAGGUUUUUCUGAUCAGCAGAUGAAGUGUUUUGUUAGCAUAUGUGCUUCAUUUUUACAGUGAUAAAUUCCUUGGUGGGUGCUGUGAGGAUUAUAAUGCGACCUCACAAAUUGCAUUUAUCAUAAAAAUAUGUCCACAAAGACACAUGCUGUAAUUCCAAUUCUUAAAACUCUAUGAGAAGCAGCAGGCACAAGGUAUGCUAUAAUUUAGUCAAAUAAAACAGUUCAGGCUACAGUGGCAUGUUGCAUUUAUGACUGAUAUCAACAUUUUCAAUAAUUUAGACACAGUAGAGCCAAGAUUUCUUUGGCAUCUAGUCUGUUGAACUGUAUCAAUUCCACUGAAUGAGGAUAGAGUUUUAACACCAUUGUGGUAGUCAAUUUAGUGUGCAAAGUCUUACUGCAAACAACUGUUAAUAGUUUUCUUUGUCCUUUUGAAGGUGCUUUGAAUCAGCUCUUGAUUCAGUGUUCCUGAAGGCAACAAGUCCAUAGCAAAUGUGUUUAUCUCAGGCAACAGUUCCAGACUGGGAGAUUAGUAGGGCCAUUGUGGUGGCUCCAUCCAUAUGAAUUGCUGCUGUGGCUGUACAGUCACAUAUCAGUUCUUUGAAAGUCUGCAUUGCUUCUGCACAUCCAGUUUUGAACAUAAUUGCUGACUAGCUGAACAAAAUGUGGCAACAUAUAUGUUUUUGAAGAGAGAGAGUCCUCAUUUUAAGAAAUAUUUCCUCAGUCUAAGGGUUUACAGGGAUAGGUUAAUCUCUGGUAGGACAAGAGUAGUUGCAUUCAUCCUAAAGGCUAAAGGAGAAGGCCCUAGUCUGUCUGGAACAUCCAACAAAAUAUUCACUAGGAAGAUAGCACCCUGUCCUUUGAAGAACAGGCAUAUAUAAACUUGACAAAUCUUAGCAUAUUAUCACAGCACCUAGAUAUAGAAGGCUGUUUCUCAUCUUUAGUUUAUCUGCUCAGUUUGUCAAAGUUCAAAGUAAUUUGGUGAAGGUAGCCUUGCAUGCAGUGAGUUGGGUAUGCAGCUUUUUGAUUAUAACAAGAAAUUUAGCCUGAAAAUUGUAUGGCAACUAUAGAACUCUCUCUCAUUCUUGAUGGAAGAGAAUAAACUUGAAUGCUUUGAUGAGAUCCAGGGAACAUAAUUUGUGAAUAUAAUCUGUUGUCACUCACUACUUUGUUGCCUAUGCUUUUCUUAGAGGCAGUAACUGGAAACAUAGCAAAUUUAAUAAUUUCUCAUCUAACUGGACUUGAACUCUUCAGUGCUUUGCAUUCGGUACAAAUUCUAUAUUAAAUUAGAUAUAUUAAAUCUUUAUCUCUCUUAAUUCAUAAAGUUUAUGAAAGAAAUAAUACUACAAACAUACUCCAAGAACCAGGAGGAAUACAAUAAAGUACAGGUCACAAUCUAAAUCCAUUAAGAAACCCCAAACAUGACAAUUAAAAAUAUGUAUAUCCACAAACUCAAGAUCACUCAAAACAAAUAUGUUAUAUUGUUCCUUUUCUGUUGGGAAGCUAGUAACACGUCACAGUAAUCUUUUAAAAAAGAAUCCUUUUGUACAGAUCCAAUAUUACAUAAACAGCGGCAAAAUUAUUUUUUUUGCACUUGUAGUCCAGUGUUUGGGGGGGGGGGGAGGCAAAUAGCUGUGCAACUACUCAGCCCUGAUGUUUGGAGAGGUUUAGAAACUCAUGGCAUGAUGGUUGCAAGAUUUCACCCUAAAAUCCAACAGACCUCACUCAGUCUUUUCAGUUCUGAAAAAUUGUGAAGACAGCUUCUUCCAAUUUUAUUCUGGUUCUGUGCCUGCUUAUUCUUUUACAGUGGAUAUUUUUGGGCUGGGGGGAAGAUGAGCAGCUCAUUGAACCAGAAGGCAUCACUGUGGUCCAUCACCUUCGACAAGCCUCAAAACCCAGCUUGCAAUCAUUUUGAGCUAACUGGAUUUUCUCAGAGCUACAAAAUGUGUAGACUUGAUGACUUCAAAGGCCAGUUUAUUGUCUUGGAGAAUGGCUUCUUCUGGAUGGAUGCUUCACAAGCUACAUGGCAAGAAGUGGAACAAUUAUGGAACAAUCUCUCUUAUACCUAGCAAAGGCAGAAGGUUAUCCUGUUUAUAAGAAUUCAUAUGUUCUGACUGUUUUAGUCAACAGCUGUUCUUCAGCCAAUGGUCCAUGAUUUUAUCUAAUCUUUUUUAUUCCAGUUCUAUAAUCAGCUUUCUGAAUAUUCCUGCUGAGCUCAGUACAUACUGUGGGAAAACGUUUUUCCAUUACUUAAGUACCAUAGAGACAUGCUUUGAGUCUUUGGCAGGCUAAUUUGCUACUAAAUUAUCCUUCUCUUUUUUCUUAAUAAAAUGAAUAUUUCCUGUCUGAAUGUCACUGUAAGAUGUCUUGAUACAUUUAAAGGCAGGCCAGAAUGGCUGAAGUAUAGCUUGAGAGACCUGUGUAAUAGUUCACAUAUUAGAAUGAAAAGAGAGCAUGGUUCAUGUAACUUAAUUACAUAUUAUUUUAAUUAUACAUAGUUCAGUCUGCUCUUUGAACAGACUUUUCUUACAUGCCAGAUCAUACUCAGAUGCUUUAUAAAGCCAUAGCUGUAAACUGUCCAGUAUAUCAUCUCUGCUUUUUUAUUCUCUAUUACUUUAAGGUACAUUCAAUUUUUAUGAGCUCUUUGUUUUCUUCUCUCUUUUUGAAGUUAAUAUAAAGGAUGUGUGAUGAUAUUUGGUGGUGUUAAGCCUCAAUGUAUAUGUUUAGAUGUUUGGAAAUAAAAUUUGGUAGAAAUGAUAAA